AGUCUCGGUCGGAGCCAAAAUGGCGCAGCAGCGGCAGCUGUUGGUUUUGGUUUUGGUUCGGGAAACAAACGUUAAGCGACUGGUACCGUGACCGGACCGCAGUCACGUGAGCGGGGAGAUCACAGGGACCCCAGGCUCGCGCCAGGACGCGCGUGCACGCCGUGGAGAUGGCGGCGCGGCGGGCUGACUGCGGCUGGAAGAGACACAUCUCAGACCAGCUGAAGCUCAGAGACAGAGUCCAGAGACACACCUUUGAGCAGAUCGUCCAGCAGUACAAUCGUCUCUUGGAGAAGUCUGACCUGCAAACCGUCCUCACUGAGCGAUACCAGACAGAGAAGUAUGACGUCCCGAGAGGACAUGAGGCCAGCUCCAUGGACUCGUCCCGUAGCGACUCCCUUCACCAGGAAAUGUCCCAGAUGAGGAUUCGCCACCAGGAGGAGCUGACCGAGCUGCACAAGAAACGAGGCGAGCUGGCGCAGACUGUGAUCGAACUCAACAACCAAAUCCAGCAGAAGGAUCGAGAGAUCCAGAGCAACGAGGCCAGGAUGUUGGAAUACCAGCAGCAGAUCGCCGGCCUGGAGGGAGACUGUCGGGAUCUGAGGAACAACCUGCAGGAGCUGGAAAUGGCCAAUCAGACGCUGAAGGACGAGUACGACGCUCUGCAGAUCACCUUCUCCGCCCUGGAGGAGAAGCUGAGGAAGACGUCAGAGGACAACCAGGAGCUGGUGUCCCGCUGGAUGGCCGAGAAGGCCCUGGAGGCCAACCGGCUCAACGCCGAGAACGAGAAGGACACCAGGCGCAGACAGGCCAAACUGCAGAAGGACCUGGCGGACGCUGCCAAGGAGCCGCUGCCCAUCGAACAGGACGACGACAUCGAGGUGCUGGCUGAGGACGGAGGGAAGGGAGCCGGAGAAACGUCACCAAACCGACCAAUCAGCAGGACGCUGAGCAGGAAAACGUCCCAGCAGCCUCAGGGCGGGCUCCUCGACUCCAUCUCCAACAUCUUCGGCAGGCGUCGGUCGGCGAACUCCUUGGGCACAUCUCCAGAAACCACAGAGACGCCGUCGGGAGGCUGUGCGGAGGUCCGGGUGCCGACCACGGCGCUGCACGUCUUUGAAGCUCAUGACGGAGAGGUGAACACCGUCCGGUUCAGCCCCGGCUCCCGGCUCCUAGCGACCGGGGGGAUGGACCGCAGGGUGAAGCUGUGGGAGGUGAUCUCAGGUCGCUGUGAGGCUAAAGGAGCUCUGACCGGCAGCAACGCGGGAAUCACCAGCAUCGACUUCGACAGCGCUGGCUCCUACCUGCUCGCUGCGUCCAACGACUUCGCCAGUCGAAUCUGGACGAUGGACGACUACAGACUGAGGCACACCUUGACGGGUCACAGCGGGAAGGUUCUGUCUGCUCGAUUCCUAUUGGACAACGCUCGCAUCGUGUCUGGGAGCUACGACCGAACGCUCAAACUGUGGGACCUGCGCAGCAAAGUCUGUAUGAAGACGGUUUUCGCCGGCUCCAGCUGUAACGACAUCGUUUGCACGGAGCAGUGCGUUAUGAGCGGACACUUCGAUAAGAAGGUCCGGUUCUGGGACAUCAGGGCGGAGAGCAUCGUGAGGGAGAUGGAGCUGCAGGGCCGGGUGACGUCUCUGGACCUGAACCACGACCGCAGCGAGCUGCUGACCUGCUCCAGAGACGACGUGCUGAAGAUCAUCGACCUGCGCAGCAACGCCAUCCGGCAGACCUUCAGUGCUCAGGGGUUCAAAUGUGGAGCCGACUGGACCAGAGUCACCUUCAGUCCUGACGGCAGCUACGUGGCCGGCGGGUCAGCAGAUGGCGCUCUCUACGUCUGGAACGUCCUGACGGGGAAACUGGACCGGACUCUGGACCGAAACCACAGCUCGGCCAUCAACUCUGUGUCCUGGUCGCCGUCGGGAACGUACGUCGCCAGCGUGGAGAAGGGCAGCAGAGCCAUCCUGUGGUCUGACAUGUGAUUGGCCGGCGCCCAGGAAGGGGGCGGAGCCAACACAGCCGGCGCUGCUGGACUCCUGAUGAAGCUGCUGAGCUUUUAAUGUUCAGUUUAACUGUGACAGAAGAAGAAGAGCUGGCUCUGAGCGCCACCCGCUGGUUGACAGUUGAAUGGACAGCUGGUGAAGGCUGAGGAAGAGGAGGAGACGGGUUGGUUUGAAACAGAUGAAGAUUAAAGACUCUGAGAGAG
Molecule: messenger RNA, 2209 nt
Organism: Poeciliopsis prolifica (blackstripe livebearer)
Lineage: Eukaryota; Metazoa; Chordata; Actinopteri; Cyprinodontiformes; Poeciliidae
Gene: atg16l1
Product: ATG16 autophagy related 16-like 1 (S. cerevisiae)
Exons: 20
Coding region: 168-1985 (605 amino acids)
Biological process (GO): negative stranded viral RNA replication; autophagosome assembly
Cellular component (GO): autophagosome membrane
Molecular function (GO): protein binding
Source: RefSeq, a predicted model, not a curated record